Molecule: messenger RNA, 3501 nt
Organism: Acanthaster planci (crown-of-thorns starfish)
Lineage: Eukaryota; Metazoa; Echinodermata; Asteroidea; Valvatida; Acanthasteridae
Cellular component (GO): membrane
Source: RefSeq, a predicted model, not a curated record
GAUCAUGAUACUAUAGAAACAGUGACGUAUUUCGCUAUCUUUCGUUGAGUUUCACCCUUUGCUUUUAUACCCUCUCCAUAACAAUCAGAUACGCUGCUUUCGUUCACGAAUGACAAAUCGAUUGCGCGAUCGCCGGCCUCAUACCACCAGCACUAGUGACGAGGGCACAUCUCUGCCGCUCAUCUCUAUCCAUCGACACAUCUCUACCGCACAUAUACAACGGCCAAAUUCGUUUUUGUGAUUUGGAAUUGCUCAAAACUAAAGAGUGAUCGAACAUCAAGCCUAGGCAAAUUUAAGCCUUAGCCGACACUUUGAUUUCAUGAUGCAGCAACAACCCCCAGCUUACACGCCAAGCCAAACUCAAAUGGCUCCACAACAUCAGGUGGUGACAGUGCAGCAGGGGGCUGCACAAGUGGUUUCAAGCGGCCAAUCAAGGCCAGGCAACUGGAAGAGUAUGAAAGUGACGGGAGUCAUGCAGAUUGUACUGGGAGGUCUGACCGUUGUCUUGGGCAUUGUUGCCUGUGCCAUUCAGGCCUACUUUUACUUCGUCGGACACGCUUUUUGGUGUGGUCUUGGGUUCUACUGCGUUGCUGGCAUCUUGGGUACAGUCUCUGGAGUGAAGGCAAACCAGGGUGCUGCGAUCGGUUACAUGGUGAUGUGCAUCUUUGCGUGUUUUGCUGCCUGUACCGUCAUUGGUUUCAGUGCUACAGCAGUAGCUGUGGACGCAGGAAGCUGCUACUAUUACUACGGAUGUAAUGAGACCGGCCGAGUGGCUGUAGAUGCUAUGCUGGUUAUCCUGGCUGUUGCAGAGUUCAUUAUCGCCAUUGUUGGUGCUAGUGUGACCUGCAGCGCUGUCUGCUGUUCAACGCCAAGCAGUACUGUGAUUCACUACCAAGCUCAUCCACACGUUGUUGUUGCUGGUCAACCUCAGGGAGCGGUAGCUUAUUAUUCUGCACCAGGCCAGCCUCAGUUUGCCUACUCUACCCAGCAAGUGUUCACGACUCCUCAGGGACAGUAUCUGCCUCCCCCUCAAGGACAGGCUCCAGCCCAGGCUGCACCCCAGGCUGCACCCCAGGCCCCGCCCACUGAACAUCACUACCAGCCACUUGCUAAAUAAAUGAUGCAGUUGGCUCUGUGUCAAGAUGCUGGGGGUUGUAAAAUUUCUUGAGUGGACCCAGCAUCAAACAUCAAAUUAAUGUAAGGAACUGGUCAGAUCUAAGUUUGCACUGCUUGUAAUUUCAGUAGAAUUUAUGGCAAGUUGUUUUCCCGCACACUUUAGGACAUUGAGAUUCAAAUGAUCAAGGUCAACUUUUCAGUUGAUCAGUAGCAAGGAUUUUUAUUUUUAAGGAAUAUAAGAUUUGUUGUAAUAUCAUCAUUGGGUAUGUAGUUCCAUUUAAUGUGUAAUCCAAACUGUCAGAGGACACUUGUUCAUUUUACUUUUUUACCAGAGUAUAUUUCAGGCUUCAGUCUACAGAUCUUCUUGUAAAUAAUUUGUUGCUGUGUCGUUUUAAAAUCUAUAGCAGACUUGACUAAAUUCAGUAUUCACAGAAUAAACCGAAUGGGUGUGAGUGUAUUAUAUUUUUAUUCACAUUUAAACUUCUUGAAUUAUAUUUGUUAAGCAGCCUUUUUACACAUGUACUGGUAUACGUAUUCAAUAGUAGUGGUCAUUAGAGUGAAAACUAUCCCUGUUUGCUUGUAAAGGUUUCAAAUAAUACUUAAUAUUAGUUCUUUCAUAUGGAAAUAUUUGUGUAAAGCACUGCCUUACAAUUCAAACCGAAAUUAAAAUUCAGUCAAUCAUUUACAGUGUGUAAGGAGAGUCGAUUAACACUGCUAACCCUGCUGGUAUAAGAACAGCAGACGAGUGGGACACCUGUGGUCGGUUGUGACCACUUCUUAUUCAAUACCUGAUUGGCCAUUACUAUGAUAAUAGCACUUCCAAUUUCAGUGUGCAGUUCAUCGCACAGGGUCUUCUGUUUGUUCAUGUAGGCAAAAUGAAAUAUUACAUUGAAGCUUUCCUGAUAAUGCAGUUUAGUGUGAAAUUGACUAACCUCAAAAAUAUAUUCCAUAUGGGAGAUAGUACAUGUAAAUAAGUAAAAGUUUGUGUGAACUCAUGUAUUAUUAUACAUCAGUACUACGUUUUGCUCACUGUGACUUAUAUAACGGGUUUUGCCCGUACCCAACGUAUGUACAUGUAUUUAUGAACACUGUGUACUCAGUGCCGUUGUAUCUUUAUAUUUCCUACAUAUUCUGGAGGCCUUGCACCUGCGGUUCAAUAAAUUCGAAACCACGCACACUCCCGGGCGACCCAAAUAAUGCUCAGGAAACCAGCUUGAGAAUACGUGCAAUGUUAAUACACGGUUAGAAUGGGCUACACCACAGCGCGUUUGCAAUAUAUCUGGUUUAAAUGUCUUACAUGUUAUUUUGUAAGAUAGUCGUGUCUAUUUUUUUCCUUCUGAUGAUGUUUGUCAUCAUUCCCUUUUAACAUAUCAGUACAUGUUUUCGUCUGCACUACAGUGCAUGUAAAAUUGUAAAGUAUUUCAAUCUGAAUAUUUUAGUACCAGUGUUUUUAAGAUUGGUUUGUUUCAUUCUCAAAUAAGACCAUGUUUUUGAAACUUGAUCUCUGUUCGUUGUCAGCUGAUUUUCAUGCAUACUGUGUUGUGUUUAUGCAACCCCUGACCCGGAUGAAUUCUUGACAAGCGAUCUGAUUAGAUCACACCAAAAUAAGUUGCACCACAUAGCAACCGCCGGGUUCAGUAUUCAGAGCUGGGAGCGUCGUCCUCUUCAUUGCUGAGACUAGUUCCAAGAAGGCCCUCAAAGCCGCUAUACUAGGCACGAAAUGGGACGAACGAAUCUCCCAGGUAUGUCGUGUCGCAGUGUAACAUGCCGGGUACACGCAUGCGCGUAAAAUAUAAUGACGAAGCGCCAUCUCUACGUACCCGUCGUGCCGGGCGCAAGCCAUGCUCGAUACAGAAUUAGGGCUACAGUUACAUGGACAACAGUUAAUGCUCUUAAUUUGCACAAACCUCAUUGUCUGAAAUAAAAUCUGUUUUCUAAGUAAAUGCUUCGGAAUUUUCCUUGCUAAAUUUCACUUUUUGGAACAUGUAAUCACCUCAUUGCGGCUAUUGUUUCUGUUCUACAAAGUAUAUAUUUUGCCUUAUAUCAUAACUGGUCUGGCGUCGCAGCGAGGUGGUGGCGCUUCGUCGUAUUUAUUACUUUUGUUCUAUAUUUUUAGUUUCGUGCUCUAUAGUUCGUUCUAUAUUUAUUAGUUUUGUCUUUAUAUAUGUUUUUUUCCGUAUAUUUAUUACUUUUUUGUCCUUUAAACCUUCGUCAAAUGUUUUGUCCUAUAUAUGUAUACUUCUUUUAAUUUCGUCCUUAUGGCGCUAUGCGUGUGGAAGGACGUGAAGUUUUUGUUCUCGGUCUGGGCUAAGGAAAUCGCUUAAAAUGUGGUCUUUUGAAUCGCCAUCAGUGUUUUUAUCCUAUUAAUAAAGGACUUUUAACCCA